Messenger RNA from Pseudozyma flocculosa PF-1, 1146 nucleotides. RefSeq lists its product as uncharacterized. Gene Ontology annotation, biological process: phosphatidylinositol phosphate biosynthetic process; sulfate assimilation. NCBI's taxonomy places the organism in Eukaryota, Fungi, Basidiomycota, Ustilaginomycetes, Ustilaginales, Ustilaginaceae. The record is from RefSeq and is a predicted model, not a curated record. The coding region runs from base 1 to 1146 and encodes 381 amino acids. Gene Ontology annotation, molecular function: 3'(2'),5'-bisphosphate nucleotidase activity. The transcript is spliced from 3 exons.
AUGUCGUCUGCAGCCGCGUACCACCUCGAGCGCCAGGUGGCCAUCUCGGCCGUCACCCGGGCUUGCUCCCUCACCGACAAGGUCUUCCGCAACCUCGUCACCGCCGACACCGUCACCAAAAAGGACAAGUCGCCCGUCACCGUCGGCGACUACUCCGCCCAGGCCGUCGUCAACACCGUCAUCGCAUCGCACUUUUCCGCGGAUGCCAUCGUCGGCGAGGAGGACUCCAAGGACCUCCGUAACCCCGAGGCCAAGAACCUGCGCGACCAGAUUGUCAAGCUCGCCAACGAGGCCCUCGCAAGCCCUGCCCAGGAGUGCCCCGCCGUCGCCGACGCAGCCUCCAAGUCCUCCGAGGCCGCCUCGCAGGCAUGGGGCACUCAGGACCUCUCGGAAGAGGCACUCCUGGCCGCCAUUGACCGUGGCAACGCCGAGGGAGGAAGGUCCGGUCGCUGCUGGGCACUCGACCCCAUCGACGGCACAAAGGGCUUCCUCCGCGGCGGUCAGUACGCCGUCUGCCUCGCCUUCAUGGUCGACGGCGAGGUUCAGGUCGGCGUCAUUGGCUGCCCCAAUCUGCCCCACGACGCUUCUUCGGCCAAGCCCAAGGAGGGCGAGUUUGGCGCCGGGGCAAAGCGCAACGACCUCGGCACCCUCUUUGUGGCCGUCAAGGGCCAGGGCGCUUUCCAGCGCCCCAUUCAGGCCGAGUCGGACAGCGAGACUGCGAUCACGAUGAACAAGAUUUCGAGCCUCUCGUCUGCCUCGUUCUGCGAGUCGGUCGAGGCCGGUCACUCGUCGCAUGGUACCAACGCACGCAUCGCCGAGUUGCUCGGAAUUACGGCCGAACCCGUCCGCAUGGACAGUCAGGCCAAGUAUGUCAGCAUCGCAAGGGGCGACGGCGACGUCUACCUUCGCCUGCCCGUCGGCGAUGGAAGCUACCAGGAGAAGAUCUGGGACCAUGCGGCCGGCUCCCUCAUCGUCGAAGAGGCCGGCGGCCGGGUCAGCGACAUUCGCGGGCGCUCGCUCGACUUUGGCGUCGGACGCACGCUCAAGGACAACAAGGGCGUGGUGGCGGCCCACCGGGACGUGCACGACCAGGUCAUCAGGGCGGUCGGGCAGGCGCUCGAGGAGGAGGGACGAGGUAACCUCUAG